Messenger RNA from Anneissia japonica, 981 nucleotides. RefSeq lists its product as uncharacterized. The transcript has 2 exons. NCBI's taxonomy places the organism in Eukaryota, Metazoa, Echinodermata, Crinoidea, Comatulida, Comatulidae. The coding region runs from base 252 to 560 and encodes 102 amino acids. The record is from RefSeq and is a predicted model, not a curated record.
AAAUUAUGCCUUUUUACCUCAAUUGAGAGACCAGUGUGUUAGUCAAAUUUAGUAUGGCAUUGGUAAAAAUUAUUAAUUAAUAAUGAUAGUAUUUUUAGUAUAUGUACAUUGGUAAAAAUUAUUAAUUAAUAAAGAAUAGUAUUUUUAGUAUAUGUACUGAUUCAGCGAUGAUAAUGUCUUGUUGAAUAAAGUGCUGUUUUGUUUCUUAAUUGUACUACAAAAACAGGUGUACGUGUACCAAUUGUAAAAUUAUGACGACAAAAGAAUCUAAAUGCUGCAAUGAGAUACCAAUCAUUGUAUCAAAAAUGGAAAAGGUCGGCAUGGCAGGCCAAUGCAUCACUACCCACCCUGGUUUUACAAGCAUUUGCUUAAAUGAGUGGGUACUUCAGAUAUCUUUCUUGUCUUACCGACAGCAAUAUGGUGACAGGGCUGUGGUUCCACAUUCUAAGGAGGAGAAGUAUAGAUACAUCGCCUACAGAAAUCUUGUGCAGAGCUGCUGGGGAUUUUUAGGAAGAGAAAAGCUUGUGCCGUAUUACAGCUAUUCGACAACAUUUUCCUAGCCCUCAAGAUGAGGGAUAUACAGGCUUUAAACUUGGAAAAUUAAAGGAAAUUUAAAUCUUGUAUGAUUAUUAAAUAUUUUAAUUAGGGGCCUAGGCCUACUUAUUGAAGACUGAAAAGGCCGGCCUUUUCGCAAGUAAAUACUAAACUAAAAGGUAGCGAGAUGCAUUCUCUACUAACUCAUAGGCCUGCCCAGCCUACAUACAGUGUCUUUCACUCAUUCUUUAAUGUAGUUCAUGGAUUGUUUAUUAAUUAUUGAAAUAUCGUUGUUUGUAACUUGUUUAUAUAACGUGUUACCUUACAACUGUUGUAUUUAAUAAUAAUUCUAAUAUGUUAUAUGGACAUGCCUACUACUCCAUAUGUACUUACAUCUCGAUAUACAUACUGUACAAUCAUUUUAAAUAAACUUACAGUCGAAAAACA